CUUCCUGCUCUGUGUGACAGGAGCUGCGGUGUCUCAGAGGCUAACGUGUCUUCAACUCACCGAGGGUCCCACGGAGGUCCGAGGGGACACAGUGGUGUCAGGUCUGGUUCCGGGUGGUUGAACGGUUAAUGCACAGAGAAAAGAGGCUGAAAAUCGACGACAAAAGAGAGGAGGCUGUAAAGAGGUUCAGAGAGGCAGCGGCAGGCAUGACGGGGGUGGACGAACUGUCGGACAGCACGGAGGUGGUGGAGAUGGAGGAUGUGAAUCCCACCCAGUUCCAGGUGGAGAAGCACACGUGGGACGGCCUGAGGAAGAUCAUCCACAACAGCCGCAAGAACACGGGCAUGGUCAUCAGCAAGGCGCCACAUGACUUCCAGUUCAUCCAGAAGGACGAGGCCAGCCCGCACUCUCACCGCAUCUACUACCUCGGAAUGCCUUACGCCAGCAGGGAAAACACGUUACUUUACUCGGACAUUCCUAAGAAGAUCCGCAAAGACGCCCUGCUGGUUUUGUCAUGGAAACAGAUGCUGGAUCACUUUCAGGCCAGCCCGCACCACGGGGGCUUCUCUCGGGAGGAGGAGCUGCUGCGUGAGAGGAAGCGCUUGGGGGUGUCUGGCAUCACCUCCUAUGAAUACCACCGCCCCAGUGGCCUCUUCCUGUUCCAGGCCAACAGCAGUCUGUACUACUGCCACGAUGGGGGGAACAACAGCCUCAUUACUUCUCCAGUGAAUCCUGUAGAGAUCAAGAGCCAGUGUCCAGGGACACGCAUGGACCCCAAGAUCUGCCCCGGAGACCCCAACUUCAUCGGCUUCAUCAACAACAACGACAUCUGGGUGACCAGCAUCCAGACGGGCGAAGAGAGGAGGCUCACCUUCUGCCACAAAGGAAGCGAAAAUAUAAAGGAAGACCCCAAGUCUGCUGGUGUUGCCACGUUUGUCACACAGGAAGAGUUUGAUCGCUUCACUGGAUACUGGUGGUCACCCGCUGCUCGAGAAGAGUCCGACGGGAGUAAGACUUUACAGAUUAUAUACGAGGAGGUGGACGAGUCUGAGGUUGAGAUCAUCCACGUUCCCUCUCCAGCUCUGGAGGAGCGUAAGACGGAUGUCUACAGAUAUCCACACGCAGGCAGCAAGAAUCCCGCAAUUACUCUGAAAAUGUCAGAAAUCAGAACAGAUCACCUCGGCAAAAUUGUCAGCACACAGGAAAAAGAGCUGCCUGUUCCCUUCACCUCCCUCUUUCCAGGGACUGAGUACAUCUCCAGAGUUGGAUGGACAAAAGAUGGUCGAUAUGCGUGGGCUGUCAUGAUGGACCGACGACAGCAGCGUCUCCAGUUGAUCUUUUUGCCUCCAGCGCUCUUCAUCCCUGCGAAUCAGGAUGAGGCCAGCAGACAGAAGAGCCUGGAGAACCUGGGAGACUCAGUGCAGCCAUUCAUCGUCUACGAGGAGACCAGCGACAUCUGGAUCAACGUCCAUGACAUCUUCCAUCCUUUCAUCCAAACCAGUGAGGAUGAAAUCACUUUCAUCACUGUAAACGAGUCUAAAACCGGCUUCUGCCACUUGUAUAAGAUCACGUCAGUGUUACAGCGCGGCAGCUAUCACUGGGCUAAAGGCUACACACACUCUGAAGAUGAUUUCAAGUGUCCAGUUAAAGAGGAGCUGACGAUAACCAGUGGGAAGUGGGAGGUGCUGGCCAAUCACGGAGCAAAGCGUUCCUCCAGUCCUCAGAUUUGGGUGGAUGAGGCGACCAAGCUGGUUUACUUCCAGGGAACCAAAGACUCUCCUCUGGAGCAUCAUCUCUACGUGGUGAGCUACGACUCGCCGGGCGAAAUGGUCCGACUCACCAAACCUGGGUUCUCCCACAGCUGCUCCGUGAGCCAGACCUUCGACAUGUUUAUAAGCCAUUACAGCAGCUUGACCACGUCGCCCUGUGUGCACAUCUUCAAGCUGGUUGGCUCCGACAGCGACCCGCUACACAAAGAGCCGCAGUUCUGGGCGAGCAUGAUGGAGUCCUCCGGUUUCCCAUUAGACUACACUACUCCAGAGAUCUUCAGCUUCCCAGGGAAGUCGGGCUUCAAGCUGUACGGCAUGUUGUACAAACCCCACAACCUGGUGCCCGGCAGGAGGCAUCCCACUGUCGUCUUUGUUUAUGGCGGUCCGCAGGUGCAGUUAGUGAAUAACUCGUAUAAAGGAGUGAAAUACCUGCGGUUGAACACUCUGGCGUCUCUGGGCUACGCUGUGCUGGUGAUCGACGGGCGAGGCUCCUGUCAGCGAGGCCUCAAGUUUGAAGGAGCUGUGAAGGACAAAAUGGGGCAGGUGGAGAUUGAGGACCAGGUGGAGGCUUUGCACUACGUAGCCGACAAGUACAAGUGUGUGGACAUGAGUCGUGUUGCCAUCCACGGCUGGUCGUACGGAGGCUUCCUGUCUCUCAUGGGCCUCAUCCAUAAGCCCGACAUCUUCAAGGUUGCCAUUGCAGGAGCACCAGUGACUUUGUGGAUGGCCUACGACACCGGAUACACGGAGCGAUAUCUGGAUACGCCGGAAAAAAACAAGAAGGGAUACGAGGCCUGUUCCGUGGCUCUCCACGUCGAUAAACUCCCAAAUGAACCCAACAGGUUGCUGAUCCUUCAUGGGUUCCUAGAUGAGAACGUACACUUUUUUCACACCAACUUCCUGGUGUCUCAACUCAUCCGAGCAGGGAAACCAUACAACCUGCAGGUUUACCCCAAUGAGCGACACAGUAUCCGAUGUCCCGAGUCCGGAGAACAUUACGAGAUCACGAUGCUGCACUUCCUCCAGCAGAACCUCUGAUAAUCCUCUACACAUGGACCUUCUCUUGCCUUGUCCUUCCCUGCAUCCUCCCUCUCCUCCCUUCAUCUCCUCCAUUUAUUUGAUGAUAAAUACAUGACUUGUAUUAAGAUGUUUAACUACCAAACAAAGCAUUUUGUAGCCAGAAGCUCCUUUUUGCAGUGGAAGGUUUGAAAAUAAUCUUCAAAAGGAGCAGGGGGCGCUGUUGGACAGGAACAAACAGGACCGAAGCUUUUCUGAGAUUCUAGUGAUGGUUGACGAUGAAGCAAGGAAUAAAAACACUGAAUUGAAAUGUGAGAGUGACGAUACUGACGCUAUAAACUUUAACUAAACACACUUUUCAGUAUUGCAAAAACUAUAGACGUGGACCCGCUGCAGCCGGUUUUUGGAAGCAGUUUCGAGCAGUUACAGACCCUUUUUCUUUUUUUCACGUUUCCACCAACAGACACUGGAGUAAAGUUAGAAAUCAUAAACCUCUAUAAGAAACCGCAUCCUCUUUUACUUUUUGCUUUGACACUUUUUCCUAGAAGAAUGUGUGCCGCACUGUGUCAGGUCCACAAGAGAAUAAGUUACACAUCAAGUUUCUAUCAUGGACUUCCCCACACAAUAGUUAAUGCAUUAUAAUGAAACCAGAACUGGUGCAACCGUAUCAUGACCUCUCACUGUUUCACUCAGUCGCUUGCUUUGCUGUCGCCGGAGCGCCUUUUUCUUCUUCUUCUGCUGCUGCUGACAAAUAUUUGCACGUUACGUAUUUGCCUCUGUGCCAACGGACUGAACAAUGAGAUGAUGUUUGACUCAGCUCCUCAGUGUGAGGGGCCUUGUAAGAGCUGAAGAGAGCCUGCGCAUAUAGUUUAUAUCAGGGAAUGUGUGUGAGGACCUAUGGAAAUAUAAUGCCUUUUAUAUGCGUGUGUCUGAUGAUCAUCUGUAUUCUCAGAACGUGAAGAAAUAAACAAGUGAACAAUCUUUUUUCAAA
This is a messenger RNA of Limanda limanda (common dab), 3777 nucleotides long. RefSeq names its product dipeptidyl peptidase 9-like. The record is from RefSeq and is a predicted model, not a curated record. The coding region runs from base 129 to 2807 and encodes 892 amino acids. Gene Ontology annotation, molecular function: serine-type peptidase activity; dipeptidyl-peptidase activity. Gene Ontology annotation, biological process: proteolysis. Lineage: Eukaryota; Metazoa; Chordata; Actinopteri; Pleuronectiformes; Pleuronectidae. The transcript is spliced from 21 exons.